UGCCCCCAAUUAUGCUGAUUAACUUCGUUAUUCGCGAACACGAAAAUGGGAAAACAAGAAACAAAACAAACGCUUCCGUUGACUUGUUAGCGUUUUUUUUUAUCUGGAAAGAAACGACACAACAGUAGAGGGAUGCUUUGUUGUUUAAAUACUCUGCCACAGCCUCUGCAGAUCAAACUAAAACUUUUCCCUUAGAUUUGCAUGGGAAUGUGCCUUCAGCAGGAUGUCACAGAGGAGGGAAAAAGAGCAAAACUGCAGAACUCUAAAAUCGAGCAAGACAUUUGUGAACAAGCCAAAGCUGAGAAGAAUGUGGUCAAAAUCCUUAUGCUUGGAGCUGCAGAGAGUGGAAAGAGUACAGUGAUUAAACAGAUGAAGAUCAUCUACAGCUGUGGUUUCUCCAAACAGGAGCUCAUUAGUUUCAAGCCUGCAGUAUUAGACAACCUCUUGACCUCUAUGAAGAUCGUUCUACAAGGAAUGGGCAUGCUGCGGAUAAAUCUCGCAAACAAGAAGAACAAGGUACACGCCCGCUCCAUUCUAUCCUGCAGCCAGUGUGUUGGAGAGGACCAGGAGCUGCUUCCUUUUGUGGCUCGUGCCUUCUUUGCUCUUUGGGCCGAUCACGGGGUGAGAACAGCCGCCGCCAGAGGUUACGAGUUUGAGCUGAACGACUCUGCACUUUAUUUCUUUGAGAACAUGGUUCGAAUCAUUGGACCCAACUAUGUUCCCACUGAGACGGAUGUUCUGAGAGUCCGAGUGAGGACCAGCGGAGUCAUUGAGACUCAGUUUCAAGUUGAUGAAACUAUCUUUCGGUUAUAUGAUGUUGGAGGCCAGCGGAGUGAGAGGAGGAAGUGGCUGAGCUGCUUUGAUUGUAUUCACGCUGUACUAUUUAUUGUGGCUCUCAGCAGCUAUGAUAUGACACUGCUGGAGGAUCCCCAAGUGAAUCGGCUUCAGGAAAGCCUUGAACUGUUCUCAUCAAUCUGCACGAACACAGUCUUCCAGAAAACCACCCUGAUUGUGUUCAUGAACAAAACGGACCUUUUCCGUGAAAAGAUUCUACACUCUGGGAGGCACUUGAGAUUAUACCUUUCUUGCUAUAAAGGAGCAGAUGGCGAUGUGGCUGCUGCAGCUCACUACAUCACUGCCAUGUUCUUAGCUGGUAACAGCAGAACCAGCAAGCCUGUGUACCACCACUUCACCACUGCUACAGAGACUGCAAACAUUCAGGUGAUCUUUCAGAUGGCCGUUGAUCAGAUUAUCAAGGAGAACAUAGCAGCUGUCCAGCUGCUGUAGGCCUCCUCAAGACUGUGAGAUUUGUGUUUUAAGUAGUUUUAUUCCUUUUGAUUUUUAAAUAAUUUUUUUUUCUUUGUGUAUGUUGACAUUUUUAUUAAAGUGACUUAACUGUGUUACAGUUCUUCGAGCUGUGCAUCACCCCUUUAUAUACAUUUUCUAAGUAUCCUAAAUAAAUGCUUGC
Melanotaenia boesemani (Boeseman's rainbowfish) is the source of this 1468-nucleotide messenger RNA. Its product is annotated as guanine nucleotide-binding protein G(o) subunit alpha-like. Gene Ontology annotation, molecular function: guanyl nucleotide binding; G protein-coupled receptor binding; GTPase activity. The transcript is spliced from 10 exons. Gene Ontology annotation, cellular component: heterotrimeric G-protein complex. The record is from RefSeq and is a predicted model, not a curated record. Gene Ontology annotation, biological process: adenylate cyclase-modulating G protein-coupled receptor signaling pathway. Bases 202 to 1287 code for a protein of 361 amino acids. NCBI's taxonomy places the organism in Eukaryota, Metazoa, Chordata, Actinopteri, Atheriniformes, Melanotaeniidae.